AUGAAGGGUACAGUCUCGAUCUGCUGUCUCCUCUCCCUGCUGCUUUUGCAGGCCACAGCAGAAGAAGAAGAUGUUGCCUCUGUUCUCAGAGACAAAUCUCACAUCGACGAGACUUUGCGGCUUUCAACUGAGGACAAGGCAGGAGACUAUGCAGCGGCUCUGGAGAAGUUGCGGAAGAUCUACCACACGGCCAUCAAGCCGAUGGAGCAGGCCUACAAGUACAACGAGCUGAGGCAGCACGAGGUCUCAGCCUACCCCGGACGAACCCUGAGUGUAUCAGCCACAGAUGGAGAGAUUACCUCCAAACCCUUGGUGCUCUUCCUGGGACCCUGGAGCGUAGGAAAGUCCUCUAUGAUUAAUUACCUCCUGGGCUUGAACGACAGCCCCUAUCAGCUCUACACAGGAGCCGAGCCUACUACCUCUGAGUUCACUGUUAUCAUGCACGGGGAGAAGAUCCGCUCCGUUGAGGGUAUUGUGAUGGCAGCCGACAGCUCUCGCUCUUUCUCGCCCCUGGAGAAAUUUGGCCAAAACUUCCUGGAAAAGCUGAUCGGCAUUGAGAUGCCCCACAAGCUGCUGGAGCGCGUGACCUUUGUGGACACGCCGGGAAUCAUUGAGAACCGCAAGCAGCAGGAGAGAGGCUAUCCCUUCAACGAUGUUUGCCAGUGGUUCAUUGACCGCGCUGACCUGAUCUUCGUGGUGUUUGACCCCACCAAGCUGGACGUGGGCCUGGAGCUGGAGAUGCUCUUCCGUCAGUUGAAGGGUCGCGAGUCCCAGAUCCGCAUCAUCCUAAACAAGGCUGACAACCUGGCCACCCAGGACUUAAUGAGAGUCUACGGAGCACUCUUUUGGAGCUUGGCUCCCCUCAUCAAUGUGACCGAGCCCCCCCGUGUCUACGUCAGCUCCUUUUGGCCGUAUGACUACGCAGCUGACACCAGUCGCGAGCUCUUCAAGCGAGAGGAAAUCUCCCUUCUGGAAGACUUGAACCAGGUGAUUGAAAACCGCAUGGAGAACAAGAUUGCCUUCAUCCGCCAGCAUGGCAUCCGUGUGCGCAUCCACGCCCUGCUGGUGGACCGCUAUGUCCAGACCUUCAAGGAGAAGAUGAGCUACUUCAGCGACCCCGAACUCGUGUUCAAGGAGAUUGUGGACGACCCGGACAAGUUCUACAUCUUCAAAUCCAUUCUGGCCAAGACCAACAUCAGCAAGUUCGACCUGCCCAACCGCGACGCUUACCGUGACUUCUUUGGCGUCAACCCAGUCGCCAACUUCAAACCCUUGUCGGCUCAGUGCUCGUACAUAGGAGGCUGCCUGCUGGACAAGAUUGAGAAGGCCAUCACCAAUGAGCUGCCCGCUCUCCUGAGCAGCAUUAACUCUGGCAAACAGCCCGGCCUGUCCACCUGCGAGACAACCGGCUGUGGCGAGAAGCCAAAGAACCGCUACCGGAAGACCACAAAAUAA
Molecule: messenger RNA, 1455 nt
Organism: Limanda limanda (common dab)
Lineage: Eukaryota; Metazoa; Chordata; Actinopteri; Pleuronectiformes; Pleuronectidae
Gene: srlb
Product: sarcalumenin
Exons: 7
Coding region: 1-1455 (484 amino acids)
Molecular function (GO): GTP binding
Source: RefSeq, a predicted model, not a curated record